This is a messenger RNA of Sphenostylis stenocarpa, 1170 nucleotides long. NCBI's taxonomy places the organism in Eukaryota, Viridiplantae, Streptophyta, Magnoliopsida, Fabales, Fabaceae. The record is from the annotation of a GenBank genome assembly.
AUGAAUGGUAAGUGGUCCUUUGACCAUACCCAUUUGAAGAUGGCUUGGAUUCAGCAUCAAACCCAACAAAAAGAUGGUUACAUGAGUUAUCCACCACCGGUUUUGCCUCCCCCUUCACCCCCAAUCUGGGGUGUAUUCCACAAAGAAUCAAUGUCUUCACCAUCAUCUUCCUCACCUCCCUCACCUUCAUCCUCUGGUGCUAGAAUAAGUCCUGCUGUUCUUUUCAUCAUAGUGAUUUUGGCUGUUCUGUUUUUCAUCUCUGGACUGCUCCACCUGCUUGUUAGGUUUCUCAUAAAGAACCCUUCUUCCUCAGCAUCUGCCCAAUCCAAUAGGGACCAGGAAAUUGCACCCUCUGAUGCUCUACAAAGGCAGUUGCAACAACUUUUUCAUCUUCAUGACUCUGGUCUGGACCAGGCUUAUAUUGAUGGACUUCCUGUUUUCCAAUACAAAGAGUUAAAGGGGUUGAAGGAGCCAUUUGAUUGUGCUGUCUGUCUCUGUGAGUUUUCUGAAAAAGAUAAGCUCAGGCUGCUCCCUAUGUGCAGUCAUGCUUUUCAUAUCAGUUGCAUAGACACUUGGCUUUUGUCAAACUCCUCAUGCCCUCUUUGUAGGGGGACCCUCCUUACUCCUGGAUUUUCCCUUGAAAAUCCAGUGUUUGAUUUUGAUGAUUUGAGGGAUGAUGGGGGUUGCCCCUGCAAUGGGGAACAUGAGUUCACAACUAGGCAGAAAACUGUUGAAAUUGAAGAAACUGUGGUAGAGAAGGGGGUUUUCCCCGUGAGACUUGGCAAAUUUAGAAGGCUUGAUGGGGAGGCAGAGGAGACUGCAGGAGGAGAGACUAGCAGCAGGUAUUUGGAUGCCAGAAGAUGUUACUCCAUGGGAUCCUAUCAAUACGUGGUUGGCAACUCAGACCUCAGGAUAACCUUGAGCAAUGACAGACAAGGUCGUGAUGCACAAUUCUUGAGAGGAACAGAAAACUUGCAGAGACUUUCAAUUGAAGGGGAUAUUGAAGCAAAGAAGAUUACAAGUGUCUGUAAAGGUGAGAGCUAUUCCAUUUCCAAAAUCUGGCAGUGGUCAAAGAAGGGAAAAUUUUCAGUUUCUUCUGAUACCCAGACGGGUAUGCCUUCUUCUCUUAACACGGAUUUGCCUUGGAUGAGGGAAACAGGAAGAACAUGA